Messenger RNA from Cyclocybe aegerita, 1302 nucleotides. NCBI's taxonomy places the organism in Eukaryota, Fungi, Basidiomycota, Agaricomycetes, Agaricales, Hemipholiotaceae. The record is from the annotation of a GenBank genome assembly.
AUGGAUAUCAAUCUCACUAUCCCAUUCCAAUUUCCCCUCAUUGGGCACAACCCAUGGGACUCAGACUUCCUGGAAGAGCGUCACGAUUUCUGGGACUCUCCAACAACGUUUCGAUGGUUCGAGGCGCGCGGGUACACCCUGUACAGGAGGAUGUGCCUCGGAGAACACGACAUAAUGAACCCAUUCACCGUCCCCCGAUUGCCAACCGAAGACUCUGUGGACGCGGAAUAUCCCUAUCCGUAUCACGACAACUAUACAUCGAACCAAGAUUAUAUAUAUUCGGCGCUGGAUACAUCAGGAAAGGUGGUGUUCGCUCAGGACGUUCACGGUCGCCACGUGGCUAUUAAGCUCGUACCAAACAACACAGACGAGCUCCGGAUACUUCAGCUUCUUAGCCAACAGAGUCUGAAGGUGCUGGAAGCGAAUUGCUUGAUCCCGGUGCUGGAAUUCCUCCCUAUCAAAGGGUUCUGCUUCGUCGUCAUGCCAAGAUGGGGCGCAAGCCCUGCUGUCCCAAGCCCUGGCACUCUGCGAGAGGUAGUCCAGAUCAUGCGCUCAAUGCUGAAGGCAUUAUCGUUCCUUCAUGAACACAACAUCAUUCAUCGUGACAUUUCGAUGCGGAAUCUUUUGGUCAACCACUUCGCCAGUGAAUACAACGUCCACGGCAACCCUAGCAGAGCAAAACUCCGGAGCGCAGGUCUUCUAUCCUACGCUCUGUUCGAUUUCGACAUCUCCGUCAUGGUUCCUCCAACUGUGGCGAAGUCGGACUUCAGGCUUCCUUACCGGAUGUCGUGGGAUGGAUCGUAUAACCAGCCGUUCGACACCGCUCAGGGAGAAUUCGACUAUGAUCCUUUUGCUUUCGACGUCGGAACGAUGGGAAGAGAGUUCUGCCGUCAUUACCAGCAUGCCGCAAAGAACCUUUCCCUGCUGGCACCCCUGCUCGACGGCAUGACCACCCGCAACAUUCCCCGACGCUUUACAGCUUCAGGGGCUCUUGAAUUCCUGGAGGCACGGCUCUCCGAGGUGCCAGAUAAACACCUGCAGCAGCCUUUUCUCGCAGCCAGCCAGACUGGCAUGUAUGAUCGAUAUGACCGUUGGCAGCAUGUACCCCCCGACUUUGCGCAAAAAUGGGCCAUGUACAGGGAGCCACGGCUUCCUGUCAUGACAAGAUUUCUUCGCUGGUUGUGCUCCUUCGAGGCUAUGGCGCAUGUCAUCCCUUUCAUUCGUCGGACGCUAUCCUCCAUAUGGGCUACCCCCUAUCAAUUUAUUGCUUCGGUUGGUCGCCGCCGUCGAGUGAUGCUGUGA